Molecule: messenger RNA, 19419 nt
Organism: Anolis sagrei ordinatus
Lineage: Eukaryota; Metazoa; Chordata; Lepidosauria; Squamata; Anolidae
Gene: PKD1
Product: polycystin 1, transient receptor potential channel interacting
Biological process (GO): kidney development; calcium ion transport
Cellular component (GO): plasma membrane
Molecular function (GO): monoatomic cation channel activity; protein binding
Source: RefSeq, a predicted model, not a curated record
AUGCCCGCGCUGAAGCCAUGCCCGGGCUGGUGCCUCCUGUGCUGCCUGCUGGGAGGGGGGCUGGCCCCGGGCCCCGUCGGAGCCGGAGGGCCCCGGGGAGGAAGAGGAGGAGGCGGCGGAGGAGGAGGCGGCGGCGGGGGCUGCCAGCCCUGUCCCCCGGACUGCAGCUGCAGGAGCCUCCCCGCCGCCAGCGCCCUCGCCCUCGCCUGCGCCCUGGACUGCGCCAACAAGGGCUGGCCCCGCUUCCCGCCUUCGGGGGCGCCCUUCCCCGCCAACACCGCCGCCCUGAAUCUGUCCAGCAACAAAAUCACAGCUUUAAACCCGGAGGCAUUUGAGUAUCUCACUUCCCUGAAAAAAUUAGAUAUCAGCAACAACAGGAUUUCUACCUUAGAAGAAGGAAUAUUUGAUAAUUUAUUUAAUUUAAGUGAAAUAAACCUCAGUGGCAACCCCUUCGUCUGCAACUGCAGCCUGGCCUGGCUCCCUCGGUGGCUGGAAGAGCGCAACAUCAGAGUCGCCCACCGGUCCGCUACCAGAUGCACUCUCCCUCCGGAGUUGGCCGGCGCCCCCCUUUUCAACCUUUCAUUUACUGACACUACAUGCGAAGCCGGCCACAUCGGGUGCCUGAACGACAACCAGACCGGGUUGACCGAUGCCGUCGUCCGCUUCACCACCCAAUUCUUCCCGAACUUGACCCAAGCUGCUUGCAGCGCCCAUUGCUAUAGAGAAGGCUUGGAGUAUGGAGGCUUCAGCGAUGAAUCCGAUUGCUUGUGUGGUGAUGCCCUUGAGCCCAAUUCUUCAGUGGGAUGCCUGUCAUUCUGUGCCGAAUUUCCCACCGGACCCUCAUGUGUCGGACCCUCUGUGGUGCCUGGCAUCUUCCCAUCUCAAUUGUCCAUCUCCAUUCACGGACCAAUGGCCCCCGUGGACCUUUUCCAAGAGGCGCCUUUUGAGCUCCACGCCCCCAUUGCCCUCGGCUACCUGGAGUGGGACUUUGGAGAUGGGACGGGGUGUUUGAACACCACCAAGGCUUCCAUCCACCAUAGAUACACAUCACCAGGGCACUACAAUGUCACAGUCACCGCCUUUAGCAGUAGCCGAUUGACCACGGCCUGGGCAGAAGUAGAAGUGGUUUCUCCCCCUGAAGAGAUCGAGCUCCAAUGCCCUGUUUUGGUGAAGACUAAUGCAAGUUUGGAGCUGCGGACAAGAAACCGAGGGGGGACAGGGCUCUCUGUGGUUUACAGCAUUACGGCACCAUCUGGAAAUGCGGUUUUCCCAGCAUGUCCCAUAGAAAGUGUCGCCUUUCCCGGGAACGGCCAUUGCUAUUGGCUGGUGGCGGAGAAAGCCGAGUGGCAGGAGGCCCAGCAGCAUUGCCAGGACUAUGGCCGCGGGCACCUGGCCUUCGUCAGCAGUCCUGAAAUCCAAAAUUUCCUGGUCUCCCGGGUCACCAGGAGCCUGGAUGUCUGGAUUGGGUUCAAUGACGCGGCGUCCGGCCCCAGCGGUGCCCCUCCUGGUGAGGAGGGCUUUGACCUGCAGAGCUGCCAGAACUGGCUUCCCGGGGAGCCCCACCCCUCCAAUGCCGACCACUGCGUACGGAUGGGCCCCGCCGGGCAGUGCAACACCGACCUCUGCACCGCCAAGCACAGCUACCUCUGCGAGCACAAGCCCCCAGAGAUUGUUUUAAAUGCUGAGCAUUUCUACCUGGGUGCCAAUACAUUUGGAUCCUACCUACCGACGGGAAAUGUCACCGAAACGGAAGAGCUCUCGGCACCAUUGGGAACUAUAGAGACCUUAGUGUUUCCCACAUUGACAUCCCCAAGAGAGGGUUUUCUAUUGGCUUUGGAGAUGGCGACUCGGGAGUUGCAGCGGCACGUCCAGGUCCGCUUUCGUUUACACCGUCUGGCACAUGGAAAAGGAUGCAAGGAAGAACGGAACGGCACGGAUCCCUUGCAAGAGAUGCAGCUGCAAAUGGACUGUCCAUCUGGGUCCUAUUGGUGCCAACUGACCAACUCUUGCCUGCCUCUGGGAGGAUGCUGCAACAAAUUUGGAGCGUGUACCAACAGUUCAAUGGCCAGCACUCCAUCUCCCAUCGCUCACCGCUGCCUCAAUCCUCCUACCAUGGUCCAGGUCCAGGAGUCCCUUUUCAUCGUGCCACCAGGACCCUCCAUGCUGUAUCUGCUUCACUUCAAAAACAAGGACAUCUCCAUUGGGCCGAAUGACACGUUGAGCAUCCAGCACGAUGCAGGACCAGGCGCGUUCCUCCUUUGCCACCAGAACCAGGCGCCAUCUUCACCAACGAGUUACUUUUCCUGGAACUCUUCUGCCUGGGAAACGGAUUUCCACCCAUCCUUCUGUGCUUCCAAGUGGCACAAUGGCUCUGAGUGUGAAUUCCGGCUCCUCUGCACCACGGAGGAGGUGGCACCCAUCAUUUGGAAGGAGAACUUUGGUGUCCCGUCGCCAGGCUUUUACACCCUGCGGGCCUCCAUAAGUAACAAUGUCUUUGGGGCCAACGUAUCCUGCGAUUUUGGGAUUGAGUCACCUAUCUCCGGCUUGCGGGUUGUCUCCCCAGCUGAACAAGGUGGCAUCAUUUAUGUAGAGGCCAACCAUACGUUUCUAGUGGUCAAGAUCUCCUCAGGUGGGGCGAACACCACUGUUCGUUGGAUUGGCAGCAAUCACAGCACCCUUUUUGAGAAGAACUGCCCAGCGUCAGUGGUUGAAUGUGGCCCUGAAACAGAUGACACAUGGUUCGCGGGUGUUUUCUUGGAGGGCAUCGAGGAGAACGGGACUAGCAUCGUCCUGCAGGCAGAGAACGCUGUCAGCACCCAGAACCUCACCGUGGUGGUCAAGGCUGAGAAGGGCAUCCGGGGGCUGCACGCCACGCCAGACCCUGAGUCGAGGAUCCUGCUCAACAGCCGUGUGACGUAUGUUCCUGUGAUGGAUGCUGGAUCCGAUGUGACCUUUCGGUGGACGGUGGAUGACAAGCCCUCUUUCACCUUCUACAACGAAGUCUUCCACGUCAUCUACCAGGUCCCGGCCAUCUACAAGCUGUCGCUCACGGCCUCCAACCACGUCAGUAACGUCACAGUGGACUACAACAUCACCGUGGAGAAAAUGAACCGGAUGAAGGACCUCCUGGUCUCUGAGGUGCCCCAGCGCGCCCCGCAGAACAGCACCCUGGACUUGGCCGCUUCUGUCUGGGUGGACUCUGCCGUGAAGGCCACCUUCCUGUGGGAUUUUGGUGACGGCAACAGUGCUUUUUCCCAAUUUUGUCCCCCAUACAAUGACUCCUUCCUUGUUCCUGAUCCCACUGUCCAUCAGGUUGUCAUUGGGCAUAAUGUGUCGCAUACCUACCAGGAGCCAGGUGAAUAUACUCUGACUGUCGUCAUCUACAAUGAAUUUGAGAACCUGACUUAUUCGGUCCCGAUCCACAUUUACUCAUAUUUGAUGGAUCUGACAAUGCAAGCCGAUGCAGAUGUUUUGGUGGCAGGUCGCCCAGUCACUUUCAAGGCUCACCCUGUGCCAUCUGGAUAUGGGGUCUCUUACAUCUGGGAUUUUGGAGAUGACUCUACGGUAUAUGUGGAAAGCCAGCCAACUAUAGUCCAUACCUACAAUGCCAAAGGAAUAUACACCAUCAGUCUCAGAGCCAACAACACCAUUAGCACCAUAGACACAUUCCGGUCUUACCGUGUCUUUGAAGAGAUAACAGGGUUGCAGGUGACUCUGGAGGAGGCGAUCGAGGUCUUGAUGCCGCUCGAGAUAAGCGCUUCACUGGAAACGGGGGACAACAUCACUUGGAUAUUCGAUCUGGGCGAUGGGACAGUUGUGGAGACCUUGGAGGCGUCAGUAAAUCACAGCUACUUGAAAGAGAUGAAUGCCACCGUCAACGUAACGGCCAUGAAUCCGGUAAACUCGGUUUCCCGAGCCGUGCCCAUCCAGGUGUUUUUGCUGAUGGUCUUCAAAUUCGAGCCUUCUGCUUGUAUUGUGGAGCAUCCCGAUGUCCAGCUCACUGCCUACGUCUCCGGCAAUCCUGAGGACUACUCUUUUGACUGGAUGUUCGGGGAUGGCUCCCCCAAUGUCACCGUCUAUGGCGACCCGACAGUGAGGCACAACUUCACCCGCUUUGGCAUCUUCUCCCUCUCGCUGGCCAUCUCCAGCAAGGUCGACACAAUCCAUUAUUACCCUGAGGUGUGUGUGGAGCCGGAGGUCACUAAUGUCACACUGUUCGCCAAGCCCCCGAUUGUGAUGCUCGGCAACGAGAGCAAAUUCCAAGUCACGGCCUUGCCGCUAUAUCCUUACCGUUACCACUGGGAUUUUGGGGCCAAUGACUCUGUUAAGUUUGGAGGGACGGAAGUGAGCUACACGUACAAAGCCCCAGGUGUCUACUUAGUUGUGGUGACCGUCUCCAAUAACGUGUCUUUCAACAAUGACUCGGCCUUGGUGGAAGUCCAGGAGCCGGUUGGAGUGGCCCGGAUUGAGUCCAAUGCCUCCAAGGUCUUGGAAGUCAACCAGGUCUACCUAUUCUCUGCCAACGUGAGUGGGACUAAAGUCAGGUAUCUGUGGGACUUCGGGGAUGGCACAACUCAGCUGGGGAAGUUCAUCACCCAUUCCUACAAUAAGAGUGGCAUCUAUGCAGUUAGUUUAAAGGCCUGGAACGAGGUGAGCUUCCAUGAGGCGAGGGUGAACGUGACGGUCAAGAGGCGCCUCCAGGGCCUAAGCAUAAAUGCCAGUCGAACCGUGGUGCCUCUGAAUGGCUCAGUCAGCUUCACGGCCACACUCCUUGCUGGCACCGCCAUCCGAUACUCUUGGAUCUUGUGCGACCGUUGCACUCCCAUCCUUGGUUCCUCCACCAUCUCUUACACUUUCCGUUCUAUUGGGACAUUCAAUGUCAUCGUGACCGCCGAGAAUGAGAUUGGCUGUUUGCAAGACAGCAUCUUCAUCUAUGUCUUGCAGCAAAUCGAAGGGCUGCACAUUGUGGGCACUGGCCUCCUGGACGACACCUAUUUCCCCACCAACAAGACACUGCAGCUGCAAGCAAACAUCAGAGAUGGGACGAACAUCUCCUACAGUUGGGCCGUCAUGAAAGAGAGCCACUCUGUGCAAACAUUCACUGGGAAGACGUUCUCCUUGGUUAUUCUGGACGCCGGCAUCUACAUAGUCCACCUGAAAGCCACAAACAUGCUGGGCACUUUGGCCGUGAACAAGACAAUAGAGUUCAUUGAGCCAGUGGGCGUCUUGAAGCUGGUGGCAUUUCCCAACCCUGUUGCCGUGAAUGCUUCCAUCAACAUAAGUGCUACCGUCUCCGCUGGGACAGGACUGGAGUAUACAUGGUACCUAGAAAAUGAAGUCCCUCUCACCACUGUCUUCUCAAUCAUCACACACUUUUUCCAAAGCCCUGGGGCUAAAGUAGUCACUGUUGAAGCAGAAAACAAGUUGGGUUCCACAAACGCCACGCUCAUGGUCUUCGUCCAAGAGCCAGUGACGGGCCUGCGGAUCAGGACCCUAAGGCCCAACUGCACUUACAUUGAGUCUGGCUCCGUGGUGAACUUCUCCGGAGAGCUUGAAAGUGGGUCUGACGUGUCCUGGGUGUGGAAGAUGCCCAACGGAACGAUAUCCGGGCAAAGAGUGGCCCUGACUUUCCCGACACCUGGGUUCUUCUCCGUUUGCCUCAACGCCUCCAAUGACGUCAGCUGGGAAGGCGCCUGCCAUAACCUGACAGUGCAGGACGCGAUUCGGGACCUGAGGCUCAGCGUGAGCAAAAGGGUGCUGGAGCCCGGCGAAGAGGCCUCCUUUUCCAUCGGAAUGUCCUUUGGUUCCUCUGUGAAAUAUGAAGUGAGCAUUGUAGGAAACCAGUCGGUAGUCCUGAACACUUCCAACUUCACCUAUACCUUCACCCAAGUGGGAGAUUACAUGGUCCAAGUGAGAGCUGAGAACUACGUCAGUGUGGUCCGCACAGAGGUCCAUGUUGUGGUGUUGGAGGCUGUCCGUGGCUUGAGGCUUGUGGACUGCUGCGAGCAAGGCACUCCCACCGGGGUGGAAAGACACUUCGCAGCGGAGGUUGAGGCCGGCUCACGGGUGUCAUACAGGUGGCGCCUCACCUUGAUGGAAGACGGAGGCCGUUCCAGAGUGGCCAUUUUAGAAGGCCCCAUCAUCUCUUACACUCCACAGGUUGCCGGUCGACUUGACAUUCACCUCCAGGCUUCCAACCUCUUGGGCAGCUUGAAUGUAACCAUUGUGAUUCAAGUCCAAGACCUCAUCACGCAACUCUCUCUCCUGCCAGUCAAGCCUUUCGCCAACCGGACGACAUCGUUCGUCGUGUCUGUGAGGCCCAAUGCUCGGCAGGUUGGCUUCUGGUGGCGCUUUGGGGAUGGCUCUCCAGUUCUCAGGACUGACGUAGCUUCUGUCGGCCAUACUUACCUACAACCUGGAGAUUACCUGGUGGAGGUGAAUGCCAGCAAUCUCAUCAGCUCCUCCUUCGCCCAGCUGACCAUCACAGUCCGAGUGCUAGAGUGUGAGGAGCCCGAAGCUGAGCUGGCUUUACCCGCGCAGGUGGUUAUGAAGCGGUCACAGAAGAACUACCUGGAGGCCCAGAUCAACCUGCGUGGCUGCACCAGCUACAAGACGGCCUACCUGUGGGAGAUCUACCGAGCCCCAAGCUGCCUGCAGAUGAGCAAUGCCAAUAAGGUCCAGCUCCUCCACGUGGAUGCCAACCGGCCCCAGCUGGUCAUUCCCAAACUGGCUCUGGACUUGGGCAACUACUGCUUCAAGUUUCUGGUCUCGUUUGGGGACACGCCACUGUCCAAGAGCACCUUUGCCAAUGUGACUAUCCUGCCCAACAAGCUGGUGCCCAUCAUUGAAGGGGGCUCCUACCGCGUGUGGUCCAGCACCCAGGACUUGGUUCUGGACGGAGGGAAGUCCUAUGACCCCAACUUGGAGGACGGAGAACAGACGCCGCUGCAGUACAGCUGGUCCUGCGUGUCGUCCUCCAAAAGCCCGUCGUCCAAGUGUGCGCUUGACUUCAGCGCCAGGGGAAGCGUGGUGACCGUUUCCAGAGCCAUAUUGGAAGCAGAUGUGGAGUAUACCUUCGCCCUCUCCGUCUGGAAGGCGGCGAUGAGCCCCGAGUCUACCAACCAAACGGUCUUCCUGAAGAGAGGCACAGUUCCCAUCGUGUCCUUGGAGUGUGUCUCCUGCAAAGCCCAGUCUGUCUAUGCGGUCAGCCGCAGCUCCUACGUCUACUUGGAGGGCACCUGCCUCAAUUGCCAGAACAACUCCAAAAUGGGGAAGUGGGCAGCCCACAGCUUCAAGAACAAGACGCUGCCCUUGGACCGGAGCACCACCUCCACGGGCGAUGUGGGCAUGAACCUGGUGCUGCGUCCCUGGGCUCUCAAGGAUGGCGAGGGCUACACCUUCACACUCCGCAUCACCGACGUGACCUCCGGCGAGGAGGGCUUUGCCUCCAUGGACCUCCUUCCCAACCAGCCUCCCUUCGGAGGGUCUUGCUGGCUGUCCCCCAUGGGGCCCCUCCAGGCUCUGGCUGCCAAAGUCCACUUCGAGUGCACAGGAUGGCGGGACACAGAGAAUGAGGGCACGCCCUUGGUGUACGUCCUGCUGGCCACACGAUGCCGGACUGGGCACUGCGAGGAGUUCUGGGUCUACAAAGGGAGCCACGCCGAACACGCCGCUUUCCUGCCACCCGGCUUCCAAGAGAACGGUGCUUCAGUCUCGGUCUCCGUCUUGGUCCAGGACCAGCUUGGCGCUACCGUUGUGGCCUUCAACAGCUCCAUGGCCAUCACACUGCCCAUCGUCCCUGAGGGCUUUGGCACCCUCCCGCAGUGGCUUUCCAACCAAACCAAGGUGGUUCUGCAGGGCCUGGUGAAGCAGGGAGACCCCCAGCAGGUCAUUGAGUUCACCUUGGCCCUCAUCACCAUCUUGAACGAGUAUGAGGGCUCCAUGCAUUCCCAACCAGAGGUUGAGGGUGAUGACCGGCUCCGGGCCUGGAUGCGGAGGAACAUUACAGAGACGCUGGUCUCCUUGAACGUCAACACAGUGGACGACAUCCAGCAAAUUGCCGCAGUCCUGGCCCAGUGCACGGUCGCCAACAAGGCUUUUGUGUGCCGGGACUGCCUGACGAAGACCUUGGAGAAGCUGGAGAGCAUGAUGCACAUCCUGCAGGGGGAGACCACACAGGGCACCAUGACACCCACCGCCAUUGCCGACAACAUCCUCAACAUCAUGGGGGACCUGAUCCACUUGGUCAACACAGCCUCUCGGGAGCCAGCCCCUCAGGAGCUAUGCAGUGGCCAGAGCCCUGUAGAGGUGGCCUCCAAAGCCUACGCGCUCUCCUCUGACCUGAUGCGCAUCCUGAUGAGGUCCCGGGUGCUGAAUGAGGAGCCCCUGGCACUGGCCGGCACCAACAUCACCGCCACUGGGAAGCGGGCCGACCCGCUGGGCCUGCUGUGCUAUGACCAGGAUGACCCCGAGUGCCAGUUCUCCCUCCCGCCGGCCUUCAACUCCACCUUCUCCGACCUCUCGGAUGUGGUCCAGGUCAUGAUCCGUGUGGACUACAACCCCUUCCCCUUUGGCUUUGUGGCCAACCACAGCGUUUCCUCGGAGGUGGCCUCCUUGGAGUUCCAGAGCCACAACGGGACCGAGAUCCCAGUGGGCGCCUUGGAGCCGGAGAAGGCCAUCACCGUCAUGGUGGCUGACCCUCGGGAGAAGGACAUCAUUGCCGGGACCGUCAUCAUUGAGGAAGCGGGUUCGGUGAGCGCAGCCCUGAGGGUCGAGAGCAGAGAUCCCGAGGCUGGGCUCUACUUCCAGGUCACCUUCAGCGUAAUCAAUGAGCGCUAUGUCUCCAGUGAGCAGCAGCCAUCCAUCGGCGUCUGCUUCUUCCCGGUGCCCAAGCCUGGUGUUGCGCCAAACUGCACCGACACCAAGGAGAUCUACUUGGAGGACAUGAACCGCAGGCCUGAGGGUGACCACCGGCAGUACACCUUCUUUGUCUCCCCCUUGACAGAGGAGACCGAAAGGGAGUACUUCUUCAACAUCACCAACCACUUCCUGUGGUCCCCGGUGGAGGUGACAUUGGGCCUGUAUGGGUCACUGUGCCAGUAUUUCAGCCCGGAGGAGAUCCGCUGGAAGACGGAGGGCCUGGUGCCUCUGGAGGGGACCACCCCGGAAAGGGCCCUCUGCUUGACCCGCCACUUGACCGCCUUUGGGGCCAGCCUCUUCGUGCCCUCGCAUUCCCUCCAGUUCCUCCGGCCGCCUCCUGGCCCCGGCUUCAACUACAUCGUCCUGCUGACUUGUGCCGUAUGUUUGGUGACCUACUUCGUGGCAGCGGUGAUUGUGCACAAGCUGGACCUGAUCGACAUCAACCGCGUCGGCGUGAUUCCUUUCUGCGGCAAGAACGGGCUCUACAAAUAUGAGAUCCUGGUAAAAACCGGAUGGGGCAAGGGCUCAGGCACAACAGCCCAUGUGGGCAUCACUCUCUAUGGGAUGGACAGCAAGUCUGGCCACCGGCACCUAGAUGGGGAGAACGCCUUCCGACGCAACGGCCUUGACAUCUUCCAGGUGGCCACCGAGCGCAGCCUGGGCAGCCUUUGGAAGAUCCGUAUCUGGCACGACAACAAAGGGCUCAACCCUUCCUGGUUCUUGAAAUAUGUCAUCAUCAGAGACUUGCAGACCCUCAAGGCUUACCAUUUCCUAGUGGACGACUGGCUGUCGGUGGAGAGCGAGGAGAACGAUGGCUUGGUGGAGAAGGAGGUCUUUGCGGCCAGUGAGAUGGAGCUGCGGAGUGUCCUGCGGAUCUUCAUUGGGGAGCUACAGCGGGGUUUCUUUGAGAAGCAUGUCUGGUUGUCCUUGUGGGACCGUCCGCCCCGUAGCCGCUUCACCCGGGUCCAGCGGGCCUCCUGCUGCUGCCUCCUCAUCUUCCUGUUCCUCUGCGCCAAUGCAGUCUGGUACGGCACCGUUGGAGACGUCAACUUCAGCCAUGUUCCCAUUUCCACCUUGGUCCCAGUCAGUGGCGAGACGGCGGUGGUGGGUUUAGUGUCCAGUUUGGUGGUCUACCCUCUGUACUUGGCCCUCCUCUUCCUCUUCCGGAUGGCGCGCAGCAAGGUCUCCAUCAGCCAGUCGCUGCUUCACUCCGACCAGCAGUCCUUAGAGAUUGACAACUACCUGGACUCUUCACUUCUGGAAAGUUCCUUCCUCACCUUUCCUGGCCUUCGGACAGAGGCCUUUUCGGAGCAAACCAAAACUGACCUGUUCCUGGAUGAUUCAAAAAGCCUGACCCGUUGGCAGUCCAAUGAGGGGCUCCUAAACUGGCCGGACCUGCUGAGUGACCCUUCCAUCAUGGGCAAUACUAUCCAGAAGCUGAAGCGGGGCCGGACCAGCCGCCAUCUGGGCCUGGAGGCUCCACUGGCAGCCGAGGAAGACAGCGUCUCCCUGGGAGUUCCCCCGGCCCCCACCAGGCCCUUCUCUGCUUCAGAUGAGGACCUGAUCCGGCAAAUUCUCGCAGAUGGAACCAGUGCUCUUCCUCACCCGCAGGAAGUGGGGCAGCACCCCAAGGUGGAAACAGACCUCAUCUGUGGGCUAUCCAACAUGCUUGGGGAGAAGACAGAGACAAUCCUGUUGCAAAGGCUGAAUGAGAAAGGGAUGGCUGUCUCCGGAAGGGAGCUCAACCGUUCGGCCAAAUCCACAAGAACAGUGGUGGACCAUGCACUCCGCAAGCGCCUCCUGCCCUUCUGGUGCUCCCACCUGGCGCACGGCACCUGCGCGGCCCUCCUCCUCCUCUGUGCCGGAGUCUCCAUCUGGAUUGGGGGGCGCUUCCCCUCCAGCGUGGCUCUCAUGUGGCUCCUCUCAGGGAUCUUUAGCUUCCUCGCCUCCUUUCUGCUCUGGGAACCCCUCAAGGUUCUGGCAGAGGCUCUGUAUUUCUCAUUGGUGGCCAAGCGCCUUUACCCCGAGGAGGAUGACACCUUGGUGGAGUAUCCCUUUGUGGAGCAUGUUUCGGAGAAGAUUGGCAAGGUCCGGCCACCGCAGGGCUUUGCGCUCUUCCAGGCCAAGGAGGAGGCUAGGAAGGUCAAACUCCUACACAGCCUGCUCAAGAACUUUCUGGUCUACAUGUUCUUCCUGCUGGCGAUCCUCCUCACCAACUAUGGAGAUGCCUCUCAGCACAGCCAGGCCUUCCUUCUGCAAAAGUCCAUCAAACAGCAGCUAGAUUCUGAAUGGUUCCUGAGCAUUAAGAGGCCUGGCGAGUUCUGGGAGUGGAUGUCGCACAAGCUACUGCCCUAUUUGCACAACGGCCACUCCGGCCAGAGCACCACCCUCGGAGCCGUGCGGCUGCGGCAGGUCCGUUUGCAAGAAGUGGACUGUCCAGUCUCUGUCCAGCAUGUCCUCGGUGGGGACAACCCCUCUGACCGCAAAGAAAAAUGCGUUUCUGUUGCUGGUGGCUUUGAUACCGCCACCUAUGCAGUCGGGUGGAAGAAGGGCCUGGGUAACCAUUUGGAACAAUGGAAAUACUCUCCUCCUGAUAUUGCGGGAGGCUGGUAUUGGGGAUACCUUUCCUUCUACGACAGUGGAGGGUAUGUCCAAGAGUUGGGGAUGACAAUGGAGGAAAGCCAGGCCCGACUGGAGUACCUCCAACAAAACAACUGGAUCUCCAAUGUGAGCCGCGCAGUCUUUGUGGAGCUGACCCAGUUCAAUCCAGGCCUGGGGCUGCAUGCAGUGAUCACUCUGCGGCUGGAGUUCUCUAUGGUAGGACACGUGAUGCCGGCUGUAGCCGUGGCCCCUCUGCAUCUGCUCCCGCUCAGCCAAGGCGUCACCACGCAGCUCCUCAUGAUGGUCAUCCUGAUGGUGGUGGUGGUCUACCUGGUGGUCUCGGAGUGCCUCUCCAUCAAGAAGCUGGGCAGGGCCUACUUUGCCCUCCUGAGCAGCUACGGCCAGUGGCUGCUCAUCCUGGCCACCGCCUCUGCCGUGGUGGUCCACCUCAGCCAGGCCUCUCUGGCUGACCGGCAAUGGGCCCAGUACCUGAAGGACAAGGAGGCCUUCACCAGCUUCUAUGAGGUGGCGUCCCUCCAGGAUGCCUUUGGCUGCCUGGCCGCCGCUCUUCUCUUCUUGCUGACGGUCAAGGUCUCCCAGCAGCUGCGCUUCAUCCGGCAAUGGUCCACCUUCGGCAAAACUUUGCAGCGGUCCAUGAAGGAGCUCUUUGCCGCUGCAGUGGUCUUUGCAAUCCUCACUGCGGCUUAUGCUCAGCUGGGCUUCCUGCUCUUCUCUCCACAAUCAGAGGCCUUCUGCAGUGUCUCCAGGUACUUCUGGCUUCUUUUCGCCGCCCUCCGGAGCAGCGCCCCCCUGAGCCUUGAUCUUCCAGGGGCCCUAGGCCUUUCCCACCUCCUUUGCGCCACCUUCCUGGUCCUAGAGCUGUGGGUGGCGGGGCGCCUCUUUGCCGCCAUCCUGAUCCACCAUUACUGCCAGACCCGCUUUGAGAUGUACCGCCCAGCCUUUGAGUCCCAGGACUAUGAAAUGGUGGAGCUCUUUGUCCGGCGGCUCAAGAUAUGGAUGGGGUUCAGCAAAGCCAAGGAGUUUCGGCACAAGGUCCGCUUUGAGGGGAUGGAGCCGCUGCCCUCACCCUCCUCCAGCCAAGACUCACGCUCCCUGCUGGUGCCCACGCCCAGCGCCACUUCAGACACUUCCCGGGCCUCCUCCUCCUCUUCCUCUGUCCAACUGGAUGGCCUCAGCCUGGCGCCGAGCCCCCGCGGCAGCUGUGAAGUGGACGCCGAGGUCCAGCGCCUGCUCGGCCUCCUGGAGGCACUUCUGGACCGCUUUGACAGGGUCAAUGCCACCACUGAGGAGGUUGCCCGCCUGGAGUCACGGCUGGGAGGGAUGCGGACCUGGCAGACCAAACGCAAAGGGAGGCGGAAGACUGACCGGGUGCCGAAGCCACACCCGCAGCCUCUCCGCGGAAACAGCAGCCCACUUCCCUCCAACAGCAGCCAUUUCUCUGCUGCUCCCCACCCAACCAGUGGCCCUGCACCCCUCAGGAUUGUCCGAAGUGACCAAGGCCUCUUGCUGGCUCCAUGCAAGACCCAGACAUUGCUUGUACCGGCGGUCAGGAGGAAGAAGCCGCUGGGAGCCAAAAACCGGGUGCACCCCGCUGGCAAAUAGAACAUAUUGUGUUUUGGAAUAUUGUGUCCAAUUCUGGGCACCAAGCUUUAAGAGAGAUAUUGACUCUAAGCUGAAAAAUGUCCAGAGGAGGGUGACUAAAAGGAUCAAAGGUCUGGAGACCAUGAAUAAUCCCUCUGAGGAGCGGCUUAAAGAGCUGGGUCUGUUUAGCCUGCAAAAGAGAAGGUUGAGAAGAGACAUGAGAGCCAUGUAUAAAUAUGUAAAAUGAUUUCAUAAGGAAGAAGUAAGCAGGCUUGUUUUCUACUGUUCUGGAAACUAGGACUCAGAGCAAUGGGUUCAAAUGGCAAGAAAAGAUAUUCCACUUGAGCUUCUUGCCAUAAGAGCUGUUCAACGGUGGUACUCUCCACUUUGGAGUCCAUUUGAAACAAAGGCUGGAUGGCCACCUGUUGAAGGGGCUUUGAUUGUGCUUUUCAUGCAUGGAAGAAGGGGGUUAGACUGGAUGGCCUAUGAUGUCUCUUCUAACUCUAUGAUUCUAUAGCAUUUCCUGGUUGGGAAAACAAAGGAAUGGAAAAGGCAAGGCUUUUUAAUUUUUGCAGGAAUGUUGCCUUGUCUUCCUGUUUGCACGCUGCAGAUGUUUGGAGCUGGCCAAAUAUCAGGGCCCUGAAGCCAGGAGCAGUAUUAUUGUUAUUAUUAUUUAUGGUUUCAAGAAAGCGAGGCAUCUUCCGGGAAGAGCAAGCUCAGGAGGAAAUGGAACAAAAGCCAGAAGGCAACGUGUUGAGUUUUUCAGAAACUGCUACAAGGCAGAAGAUAAAGCGAUGGGUCAAAGAAAAUCCUAAAUUGGUCCGAAUGAUUAGAAGAGGGCAUUAUACUCGGCCUCUGUUUGGUCACAUUUGUGCUUUGUGAAAAAGUUACAGGUUUUGUCAGAUUUCCGUCGGACGGACGAAGUAUUCCGGAGACAGGGUCCUCCGGCCAUUUUGUUUCCAGUUGCAUAAUAUUAAUCUAUUUGAAAGAAAAAUCCCCGAAGUACUAUUGGCCUAAACCUCUUAUUGCUUUAUUUUUAAAAUAAGGGAACGGACUCUGUUCUUAGGCAAAAGGUUCUUGAAAAUGGCAGCCGAAAAAUUAAAAGGGUCCCGGCAUUUGUUAUUUUGGAAAGAGCCGAGGGUCGAGGGCUUGGGAAAAGGGGACCCAUGAGCUGGUUUUGUGGGUUUCUCCUUCCAACGCAUUCCGUCCCUUUGCUAAAACCGUUUGUGUGUGUCGUUUGAUAAGAGUCGGAGGAGUACGAUUUUGGAGUAUAUUUUAUUUUAUCAUGUGGGAGUGUGUUUGCGCACAUAGGUUUGUAUUAUAUAUAUAUAUUUGGUUUACGGUUUGUAUUUACUGCCCCAGCACUUUAAUCAUCAUCGCUUGCCUUAGCUAACAGUGACACGUGCAGCGUUUUAAAUAAGAGCAGGAUAAUAAUAAUAAUAAUAUAUCAUGGACGCAGUAUUUUUUUUUUUUUGGUUAUGUAAAUCGUAAGGUGAAACGGGCAACAGGAAUACGAUUGCGAAUAUUGCCCCGCAUGUUUACAAAAAGGAAGAGAAAAUACAAUAGGAAAUGCAUUCUUCUUUCGAAGCUAAGAUGAAAAAUGUUGGAAAAUAUACCUCUUUGGUUUUGGGCUUCAGGAAGCGAUGGGUCAUUUGGUCGUGCCCAAAAUCGCAGAGUAAGUGAUGCUUGUGGAAUUGAUUUCCCCUUUUUUCCUAUGACUUUCCAUCCAGAAAAACACUUCCAAAAUGUUAGGGCUCUUCUGGGCUUUAAAUUAUACCAGUUGCCAGAUAUUAAUUUCCUUGUUCUUUCUGGUAAAAGAAAAAAGAGCUCUUUAUCCAGGUUAUUUUGUAAGCCACUUUGCUUCUCAAUUGGGAGAUGAUGACGAUGGUGAUAAUGUUGAUGAUGAUGAUGAUGAUGAUGAUGAUGAUGAUGAUGAUGAUAAUAAUAAUAAAGAUCACCACUGGGAGCACCUUGACUAGCUUGUGCCAGAGUCUUUGCAGUUCAGCCUUUAAAUACUCAUGUAAACUUUUCCAGUUUCUUCUUUUCGAUUCUGCUGUCACCUGGGAUUGCAACGUCGGGGGAAAAAACAAAGUAUGGAUUGUCUACGUUGCAAUCCCAGGUGAUAGCAGAAUCAAUGAGAAGCAACUGGAAAAGCUUACACGAUACAAGGAUUUAGUUAUAGAAUUGAAAAGACUGGCACAAGCCAGUAAAGGUGGUCCCAGUGGUGAUCAGCACACUAGGUGCAGUGCCUAAAGACCUUGGCCUGCACUUGAAAAAAAUCGGCACUGACAAAAUCACCAUCUGUCAGCUGCAAAAGGCCACCCUACUUGGAUCAGCACAUGUUAUUCACCGAUACAUCAUACAGUCCUAGACACUUGGGAAGUGUCCAACGUGUGAUCCAAUACAAAAGCCAGUAUAGUGAUCUUGUUUGCUGUGUACUAAUCUUGUUGUGUAUCAAAUAAUAAUAAUAAUCUGGAAAAGAAAAGCUGUGCAUCAACUGCCUUGCCUAGAAAUUUUCUGAGCACAACCAUUCCUCAGGAAUUGGGCCCAUCUGCCAUUUGAAAUCCCCUUCUAUAGUAAUUUUUAGUAUAUAGUAAACAAACCCCUUUAAAUUAUACAUAUGGCAUGCUUUGGGGCCAUUUAAAAUAUAUAUUCAUUAACAUUCUAAGCACUACUUAUACAACACUACAGCUACAUAUCUACUACAGAUAACCAAGUGUAACAUAAUAAACGUAACACAUAAACUAAGAAAUUAAGAAACUAAUCUACCACCUCUCUUAUAGUCAGGCAACUUCUCUCUCUUGUUAGUCUUUAAAUUAUAUUAUAAACUCACACUUCUACUUUGAAUAACCCACAAUGACAAAUGGCCCCAUCAUUAUCAAAAUUGUUGUUAUUAUUAUUUUACUAAUUCAUAAAACUCACCAUUGAUGAAUGGCCCCAUCAUUAUAAUAACGUUGUUGUUGCUGUUGUUAUGUAAAACUACCAUUGAUGAAUGGCCCCAUUAUUAUCAUUCCAAAAUUAUUAUUGUUAUUAUUUUGUAAAACCCAUAAUUAAUACACUUUAUAUUCCGCUUUAUCUCCCUGGAGAGACUCAGAGCGGAUUACAGUUUUACAUACAUAAGGCAAACAUUCAAUACCUUUUUACACAGUAAACAACAAUAUACAGUACACAGACAGGGGUAAAGACGAGGCAAUGCUCAACUCUGGCCAUAAUGAGGUGUUGUUGUUCCAUUUUUCCAUGCCGAGAAGCCUAUUGUUCUUCUCCGAUCAUGAUGUCUGCAUGGGCCUCUCUUUUACUUCCCCGCCAAGGCGGUACCUAUUGAUCUAGGCGCACUACAUGCUUUCAAACUGCUAGGUAGGCAGGAGCUAGGACUGACAGCCAGGAGCUCACCCCGACUCACAACUUUGAACUGCUAACCCUCCAGUCGAAUUGAUGAAUAGUUCUUUUAUUAUCAUCACAAAAUAGCAAUAAUAAUUAUUAUUUUGUAAAACUCACCACUUAUUAAAGGUUCAAUCAUUACCACAAAUCUAUUACUACUACUACUACUACUACUACUACUACUAAUAAUAAUAAUAAUAAUAAUAAUAAUAAUAUUUAUACCCUGCUUUUUCUCUGCCAAAGUAGACUCAAAGAGGCUAACAUUAAAACCAUAACUAUGUGUGAAUUAAAACCUAGCACAUACAAACAUGGAAAUAUUAAAAAUAGUUAAACCAAAAAAGCUAACGAGCAAUUCCCAGCCUUGCUUCUAAGUGGGCAAAUAUUUCUCCUUCGGUGGUCUAAUCAAUUUCUCCAUUGAGUACCAAAACCUCACCAGCUUUUCUCAUAAUCCUUUGCUUUUCCUGGAAUUUGAUUUCUUUUUGGUUCUCUUCCUUUUUUGAAAUGUGUUUGAAAACUUUAAAAAUCUCAAUUUGUGUGCAUCUAGUAGCCAUUUGGCGACCAGUUGUGGCCCCCGGCGGGUCUCACUGGAUUAAAAUAGACAAUUUGACUCAUCCUUUCCCCCCAUUACGGCCUUGAAACCACUGCUGGGCGGUGGUCCGUCCUUACAAAACCUCUGGCAGGUAUCCCUUUCCUUCCGUUUUCGUAUUUCUUGCUGUCGGUUUCACCUUGUUGCAGGUAAUUUAUACGGGAUUUUUACAAGGAGAAAAAGAAGAAGAAAAUGUUGUUUAAAAAUGUAUAUUUUUGUAUGUUUGCUAUAUUUUUAUAGCGUCGGUACUGUGCUUCGUAACCAGUUAUUUAAAAAAAAAUACAAAAAAUGGUACGUUUCCCGAAAAGGCAGAAAGGGUUGGAGAGGAUCUAUGGGUAGAUUUGUGCCGAAAGGGGUGUUUGGGGGAAGAUUGUGUGCCUUAUGUUUUUUAUGGUCUGUAUUUCUUCUUGGGGGCUGGCCCUCUGUGCUGAUGCGUUAAUUCAGGAGCUGGGCCUUGAAUCCUUUGCUUUUUUUGACUUUGCAAAGCUUUGCAAAGUCGGAAAAACAGCAAACAAUCCAAGUCCCAACUCCCAACUUGGGUCUUCUUCCCAAAGCAAAAGCAGGAUUGUAUUUUCCCCUUCAAACCGUGUCUUUCCUAAUCGCAUUUAGCUAUGCCUCUCUUCUAUAUAUAUCACUUUGUUAUUUAUAAGGGUGCUAAUUUUUUUGGAACCAAAACUCUUUGUAUCUAUUAUCUAUACCUAAUAGUCCAAGCUGCUUCGAUCAUCAGGUACAAAAGAAGAUAAUGCACUUGUUUCAUUCUUAGUUCGGAAGGAGAAAAAGAGGAGGUUUGAGGGCAUUUGCAAAGGGAUGGACUUUUUGCAACCAUUGCAAGCGGUUUGCUUUCCAGUUUUGAGGAAGAAAGAAACCAAGAAAAGCCUUUUAAAGAUAAGUAAGUGUUUUGUGUAAAGGGCAAGUCGCUGAUGAAAAGGAGAGAGAGCCGAAACAAAGGAUGCCAAAGCUGAACUUGAGUCAACAUUGUGAUGCAGCAGCUUAAAAAGGCCAAUGCAAUUCCAAGCUGCAUCAAUUCGAGGACAGUGUUGGGAUCAAGGAAUGUCAGCGUCCCAAUUUAGUCAGACCUCGUCUGAAAUGAGUCCAUUUCUAGAUGAAGUAAUUCAUAAAGGAGAUGGGCAAGACUAUGAAUCCCGAUGAGGAGUGGCCUAGGGAGCUGGGGAUGUUUAGCUUGAAGAAGAGAAGGAUGAGAAAGGCUUGAAAGCUAUGUUAAAUAAUGGAAAAAAUUGAGAAGGGAGAAAACUUGUUUUCUGCUGCUCCAGAGACUAGGAUGCAAUGAAGCAAUGGAUUCAAAUGGCAGGAAAAGGGAUGACACCUCAACAUGAGGAAGCUUCCUGGCAGGAGAGUCUCCGGGGGAAGGGGGGGAGUUUCCAAGCAGAGGCUGGAUGGCCAUCUGUCAGGAGGGAUCGGAUUAUGUCUUCCUACCUGGCAGAAGUGGUUGGACUAGAUGGCCUUUGGAGUAUCACAACUCUUUGAAACAGGUUAGAUGGCCAUCUGUCGGGAGGGUUUCAAUGGCAUCUUCCUGCCUGGCCUUUGAGGAUCCCUUCCAACUCUAGGAUUCUGUGAUUCAAAGGCUGGGUGGUUAUCCGCUGGGAGGGCUUUGUGACUUCCUUUAUGGCAGAAAGGAGUUGGACUGGAUGGCCUUUAGGAGACCCUUCCAACUCUAGUGGAAUCUAAGACCAUCACCUCUCCUUCUUCGGAGGUUUCUAAAUAGGGCUUGGAUGGUCAUCUUUUGGUAGGCUUUGGAUGGUGUCUUCCUACCUGGCCUGGGAGGGUUGGACUGGAUGGUCUUUGGGGGUCCCUUCCAACUCUAGGAUUCAUCCUAAUGUCAAGGCAGGAAUAUACAAUGCAAAGAGGGAAGGCUUUUGCACUUGUUCGCUCAGAUUAAAAGUUCUCAUGACCUUUUAGUUUUGAAAUGUGGGUCUUUACAAGGGAUAGGAGCAUUCGGCUGGGCCUGUUUUGCUAAGGAGAACCCUGUUUGCCUCUUCCUCCCCAACGAACCCCUCUUCCCUCCAGGAUCAACCCUUGAAUGUAUAUUUCGGCCUUCGAAGAUGCUCUGAACGCUCCUUAUUUAUUGACUCCCGCCAAGGCAGCCCCUAGCUUCUUCUCUAAAGGGAAAUUGUCGGCCGAAACAAGGAGGAAAAUAAACACAAAACACCCCAGAGUUUCUGGCUCAAGAAGCAAACACGCUUAACAAUGUUAAACCCUUUGCAAAACAUUACUUUUGUUGUUGUUGUUGUUGUUGUUUUGUAACAGUGAGAAGAGAAAAAAACAAGCAAACAUGACAAAGUCGAAUUAAAAGAAAUAAUGGACGGCUCAAUAAA